Pygocentrus nattereri (red-bellied piranha) is the source of this 1646-nucleotide messenger RNA. It is a transcript of the gene asrgl1, whose product is annotated as asparaginase and isoaspartyl peptidase 1. Gene Ontology annotation, molecular function: asparaginase activity. Lineage: Eukaryota; Metazoa; Chordata; Actinopteri; Characiformes; Serrasalmidae. The record is from RefSeq and is a predicted model, not a curated record. Bases 96 to 1013 code for a protein of 305 amino acids. The transcript is spliced from 7 exons.
GUGCUCUGACGCAGCGUGCGUCAGUUUUUCUCAGCCUGCAGGCGUGUUUGUUUAUCAUCCCCAACCAACACUGGAAUUUAGCCACACCAGUAACCAUGUUGCCUGUUGUGGUAGUCCAUGGAGGUGCGGGGCAAAUUCCCAAGGAGAAUACUGAGGUCUGCUGUGCUGGGGUGCGGGAGGCAGCAAGAUCAGGUUAUUCUGUUCUGACGUCUGGAGGCAGUGCCAUGGAUGCUGUAGUAGAGGCUGUCACCAUGUUGGAGAACAACCCAGUAUAUAAUGCAGGUAAAGGGUCAGUGUUGAAUGUGAAAGGGGAAGUGGAGAUGGAUGCUUUGGUGAUGGAUGGACGUACUCUAGACAGUGGUGCUGUGUCUGCAGUUAGGGGAGUGGCUAACCCAACACAGCUCGCCAGGAUGGUCAUGGAGAAGACUAGUCACUUAUGUCUGACAGCUGAGGGGGCCUCAAAAUUUGCCAGGGCCAUGGGUGUACCUGAAGUGCCUGAAGAGUCACUAAUCACAGACUAUGCCAGGAUGCGCUGGAAGAAACUGGAGCCAGGCAGUAACCCUGUGGAGUGUCAGAUAGGAAAGAUAGGCACAGUUGGGGCAGUAGCUGUUGAUGUGGAGGGAAACCUGGCUUGUGCUACCUCCACAGGGGGCAUAUUAAACCAAAUGGAGGGUCGUGUGGGAGACACACCAUGUAUUGGAUGUGGAGGCUAUGCAGAUAACCAGAUUGGAGCUGUCUCACCCACUGGUCAUGGAGAAGCUAUCAUGAAAGUCACUCUGUCCAGACUUAUUCUCUUCCAUAUGGAGCAAGGAAAAAGCCCAGAGGAGGCAAGUGACUUAGCCCUGGACUACAUGAAGGAGCGUGUGAAGGGUCUGGGCGGUGUGGUGGUUGUGGACCCAAAAGGGACCUGGACAGCUCGUUUCAACAGUCUACAGAUGACUUGGGCUGCAGCCCAGCAAGAGCAGCUCCAUUAUGGCCUGUACCAUGGAGAGGACUUCACUGAGCCUAUAUAGUGGUCCUCAUAAUCACCACACUCCCAUUUAAAGCACAGGUUUGUGUUGAUUACAUGCGCAAACAUCCAAAAAGGAAUCAUCUUAUAUUGCUACUGCAUUUCAAUCUGUUACCACAGAUAAUGCUAUCUGUAGGAUAUAAUGGCUUAUUGUACUCAAAACUGGAUUUCAUGCUGAUCAGUAUUAUGAAGUUGUUUUCAAAAGGUGGAGUAAUUAUGCCAAUAAUAUGUGUUUGUGCACAAAAUCACAUCAGUAUUAUGAAAUUAUUUUCAGAAGAAGGAAAAGUAUUGUAAAACAAUAAUUCAGCCCAUGAGCUUCAGUGAUAAUCAUUAUUAUUAUUUUUUUGUUUUGCUCCAGUCAUGACAUUCUACGGUGCUUUUUGAAGUUAGUCUACUACCGUUCAGUGCAAUAUUCCUUUGACUCGCAUAACAAUACCUUAUACCCAGGAUUUAUAUCAUAGCAUUGCUAGUACUAACUGUUCUCCACUAGAUGGAGAUAAAAGGCAUCUGCGGUCAAGAGAAGAUUUGUAUGGUAUGUUCUUACUUCCUGUUUACUAUAAACUGGACUUAAACAGUUGUUAACUGUCAAGUUGUAAAAAAAAAACCUUUCUAAAAUAAACUAUAUUUGCAAAAUGUG